Paramecium sonneborni is the source of this 429-nucleotide messenger RNA. The record is from the annotation of a GenBank genome assembly. NCBI's taxonomy places the organism in Eukaryota, Ciliophora, Oligohymenophorea, Peniculida, Parameciidae.
AUGUGUUCAUAAUACAAAAACUAAUUUAUUUGCAAUUUCAAUAUAAUCAUAAUAAUAAAUAAUUAAGAUAGUAGAUAACUGAGGUGCAGAUUUAAAAAUAAUUUUUAUAGUUUUAGAAAAGAGACUAUAUUGGAUUCGAAGAAGCUAAAGCAAUAGAUGAUGGUAUAAAUGCUGUAUUCUAAUUAAGAAUAAUAAUAUACCAGCAGAAUAUCUUUAAUUUAUUCAAAAGAAAAGGUUAUUGAUUGGAAUAAUCAAAUCUUAGAUUACACAAAUAGAAAUUUGAGGAAAUUAGAUACAUCACUUAAGUACUGUAUGAGCUGUAUCAUUUAAAAAAGUAAUAAUUCAAAACUUACAGUAGCACUUGUUUUUUGCUUUAUAACAAUUAGUUGAUGCUAGUUUUAAUACAAAUACUGAUGGUAUAAGCAUUGC